Messenger RNA from Auxenochlorella protothecoides, 720 nucleotides. RefSeq lists its product as uncharacterized. The coding region runs from base 1 to 720 and encodes 239 amino acids. The transcript has 5 exons. Lineage: Eukaryota; Viridiplantae; Chlorophyta; Trebouxiophyceae; Chlorellales; Chlorellaceae. The record is from RefSeq and is a predicted model, not a curated record.
AUGGGCAGGGAGCAAGUGAUGAUCAAGGUCUCAAGUGGACACUCCCUGGAGGGGGACAUAUACCGGAAGACGCCCUCCCUGCACGGAGUGGGGGUGCUCGUCCUCCACCCAUAUGCCUACCUAGGAGGAAGUAUGAGGGACCCCGUGGUCACAGAACUCUUCGGGUGCCUGUGCCGAAGCUCCUGGACAUCAGUCAUCCUGCGAUACAACCAGCGGGGCGUGGGAGCCUCCACGGGCUACCGCCAGCCGCGGGGGUCUGGCGACUUCCAAGAUGUGCUGGACGUGCUGGAUUACCUGGCGGGGACCCUCCCGCCGGGGACAAACAAGCGCCUGGUGGUGGUAAGGUACUCCUGGGGCUGCUGCGUGGCGGCGCAUGCGCUGCGCCACCCGCUCAUCGCCGCAUACGUUGGGGUCUCCUUUCCCCUCAGCGGUCUCAGCAUGAUCCUGGGCACCAAAGGGCACUUUGAGGAGCUGGGCGGGACGCGCCACCUCCCCCGUCUGCUCAUCACCGGGUCUCAGGACCAAUUCAGCGGUGAGGCGCAGCUGAUGCAGAGCUUGACCAAGGCAGGCGGGCGCCUGCUGGAGGACGACGACAGCUUCCAGGUGGUGGCGGCCAUGGCAGAGUAUGUGAAUGACUGGCUGCGGGGCACGCUGGCGGCGGCGAGGGCGGCCGAGGACGGCGCCGCCAUUACGGCGUUUUCACAGGCCGCACGCGCCUGA